Molecule: messenger RNA, 3814 nt
Organism: Cuscuta epithymum
Lineage: Eukaryota; Viridiplantae; Streptophyta; Magnoliopsida; Solanales; Convolvulaceae
Source: the annotation of a GenBank genome assembly
CCUAAAUCAGUUCAAAACACCCUCUUUCUUCCUCCAUUUUCGAGCUCCAAAGGGUUUAGAGAGAGAGAAACUUCAAAUCUUCAUAUCUUCUUCAUUUUAGCUCCAAAUUAUGUCUGGAGGAAGACGUGACGAUCCCAUUUUCGAGGAGCCACCACUAGGACGGGAAGACCCACCACCUCAGCCUGAUAUCCCAUUUGCUACUAUUGCUGAUCGCAGACGCUUCCAGGCAUGGGGGCAAUACCGCACACUCCUUCCUCCCAUGAUCCUGGACCCGACGAUGCUAGAGGAAUGGGGGUACUGGGAUGAGAUUGAUUCCCUGCUAGGAGACUCCUUAUGGCGGAGGAUUCUAUUCGUUCAGGAGAGGGCCAGCCUUCCAUUGACGAUGGAGUUUCUGUGCUCCGUUCAGUUCACUCAUUACGGACAGGCUGUGCAGGAGGGUGCUGUUAUUGGGUCAGAGUCUCGGAUGAGGUUUACUAUUCUAGGCAUAGAGCACUCCAUCACUGUGGCUGAGCUCGGAUGGAGGAUGGGGCUCUAUACUCCAGCAUACACACAGACUGAGGAGUUCCGUGCUCUUCCGACCCGCUUACCCGAGGCAUUUGACAUUGAUGAGUUCUGGCACAGACACUCCACAGACACCAGAUCAUUUCUCCGGAUGCACCCCCAUUCGAACAAAUGGAGGGAGACUCACUGGUACAUACUCUCGUUCGUACUUUCUUGUGGUUUUUUUGGACGACCUAACAACACGAACAGGUUGUCCAAAAAGGACAUACUAUUCUUUUGGAGUUUGAUUCACCGCAUCCCGGUGAAUAUGGCUGUCCUUAUGGCUCGUUUCUUCCGGAGCCAGGGGAAGACUGUGCGGCGCACUAUCCAGGCAGGGCCUUUCAUCACUACUCUCGUUAGAUCAUUCUACCCAGAUCUAGACAUUCCAGGACUAGUGCACUUACAGGAUAGCAUCCGCGUUCUUCGAUCCUCAUCCUUUACCAACAUGAGGAUCAAGAAGAAGCGGAACACUCAGGAGCUCCCAGGUAUUGAGCAGCCGACCCAGCAGAGUAGUUCUUCUCGACCCUCAGGACAUGAGGGAUCUAGCGAGCCCUUUUCAUACAUGCCUAGCGCCGCAGAUUGGAGAGCGAUGAUGGAUGGGAUGAGGAGUCUACAGACCUCAGUCUCAGAGAUGCGGGUUGCACAGGACAGAGGAUUCCAGGAGAUGCGAGAUGCGCAUGAGACGGCCCUGGGAGAGUUCAGAGACUUUCGAUUAGCUCAGGAGAGAGCCACCCGGGAUAUGCAGGCGGAGCUAGAGACCCAGAGGCUAGAUAUUGAUGAGAUGAGAGACUGGCUUAGGCCACACUAUGGCCCUCGGGAUUACGCAGACGAUGCUUAGUUUUGCUUCUUCCUUGACAUUUGUUUAUUGUGUUUGUUUGUUUCUUCAGGUGGACAUUGCGCUGCUCUUUUGACUUGAAUGCUCUUACAAACUGACUACGGAUGAUGUAAGGAUUUUAAAAAAAACCAUUUUACUCCUGUUUCAUUAUUCCUCUUCACAAAAUCUUUUCAAAACUCAAGUGUGAGGAAAGAACCAAAAAAAAAAAAAAAAAUAAAAAAAAAAAAAGGAAAAUGUGCCUUUAUUUCCCAAUUUUGUGCCUCAAAAGAAGACCUCGAGGGCGAGGUCCAGCUCAAGUGUGAGGAGGUUGCGUUUUACACUCAAAAGUUAAAACCUUGUUUUAGAACAAUCUUUUUACUAUUUUUGACAUGAAACAUUAAUUUCUCAAUUUGUUAUCAAUCACAAAAUAGUUUAGAUAAUCACCCUUAUUAUAAGAAUUCACUUUUAUUAUUAUUUUUAGAAAACUUAAAUUUGUUAUGGGUUUUUGGUUGCGAAUGUAAAGGGCCGAAUUUGUUUUAAUUGGACAUUCAUUUUUUUCAUAAAAAAAAAUGUUACUAUUAAUAAACCUCUUCAAAACUCAUUGUUAUAGGACAAUUCCAUCUCCGAAAAGGGGCUCUGUUUCAUUCGUUAAUCACAGUCUGUGAGAAUGAAAUAUGCAUUUACCAUGGGAUAACACCGCCAACAAAGAGUGAAAAAGAGCAAAAAAAAAAAAAAAUGGUGAACAAGAUGAAUGUCCAAAUUAGAAUAAUGAAAACUUUGGGAUAAGGAAUUGAUCGGUGGUUUAACAUAAUCAAUAGUUUUCUUUAGUAAUAAUAAUAGUAAAUUCAUAUAUCUUGGGUGAUCUUUCUAAAAUAAAAAAAAUUGAGAAUAAAAGAGAGGUUUUUGUUUCUACUUCUUUAAUAGCUAUUCGAUUGUGAUAUAGUCAGGUUUUCCCUUUUUGAGUGUGUUUCCAACUAAUUCGUCGCUUGAGGACAAGCAACGCUUAAGUGUGAGGAGAUUGAUAAGUCCAUUUUUGUACUUAUUUUUCUUAUCAAAUUUAAGCGAUUUUUGAUUGAAAAUAGAAAGAAAAGGCAUGUUUUAGAUAUUUUGGUUCAAGUUUCAUGAAAUCAGGUGAAAACCACAUUCAUCGUAUGUUUGUCGGAAUUUCGGGUCAAUUGAGCACAAAAUGAGCCAAUUUGAGCAACAAAUGAUAUCAUACCGAAAGAAGGAGACAUUAUUUCAAGGUGGUCCAGAAGACAAUAUUGAAGAGCACAAAAUAAGGAACAAGCCGGACAAAUAAUCUCAAAGGCGGCCGUGCAGGCGGCCAAAAUGAAGGCCUUCGCGGCCGCCUACGGUAUUUUUGGAAAGUCAAACCUUGACUUUGACCGGAUUCGGAAAAGACCGUAGGCCGCCGACACUGGACGGAAGGCGGCCGCCUACGGUGACCGCCUGCGGCAGAAGACGACGAAGCAACCGCCGGCCGGUGGGAUUUGACGGCAGGCGGCCAGACAGGAACGGCAGGCGGCCGCCUGCUGGACCGCCUGCGGCGGCCGGGAUCCGCCGGGACCCGCCGCGAUCCGAUUUGCUUACGAAAAGACGGUAGGCGGCCGGUUUUCAUGGAAGGCGGCCGCCCUCUGUGGCCGCCUACGGCGGACGGAGACCGGCCCACGAUGGAUUGCCGGCGAAAAGACGGCAGGCGGCCAGAUGCCGACGGAAGGCGGCCGCCUGCUUGGGCGCCUUCGGGAUUUUUUCUGCUAUAAAAACCAGGCUUUUUCCUCAACCCAAACACACCACUUCCAACCCUAAAUCAGUUCAAAACACCCUCUUUCUUCCUCCAUUUUCGAGCUCCAAAGGGUUUAGAGAGAGAGAAACUUCAAAUCUUCAUAUCUUCUUCAUUUUAGCUCCAAAUUGAAAAGUUUGGCAGAGAGUGAGGACGUGGCUGGGCAUUCCUACUUCCUAGGGAGAUGGGGACCAUGUUAAGCUCGUUGAAAUGGAUCAAGAAGAAGAGACAAGGUUCGGGAAUCAAAGCUAAGGCGGCUAGGAUUGGCUUUUGCUAUUCCAUCUACUGGAUUUGGAGGACCCAGAAUGCUACGUGCUUUGAUGGCCUUAUUCCCAAAGAGGACGACGUUUUUGCUAGGAUUCAAUAUAUUGUCUAUAAGAUCUUGUAUAGUCUUUAUCCGCAUAAACUUGUAAUGCUUUGAUUUUGCUGGGCCUAACCAUCUCUCUGUUUUUUGGUUUGGCCGUUUCUUGUGGCAGCUUUUGGUUUGUUUUUUCGUGACCGCCACGCUGUGUGGUGUUGGGCGUGUGCUUGUUUUGAGUUUGUUUUGCUAGGUCUGGGUUUUCCAUGUUGAAAUAACCUACAGUUUUGUUUCUUUUUUUUUUUUUACAUUCUGAACCCCUGUUUUCUUGGGUGUUUCUUUUAAUAUACUUACAGUUCAUAAAAAAAGACGUAACUAUUUU